Molecule: messenger RNA, 1189 nt
Organism: Colossoma macropomum (tambaqui)
Lineage: Eukaryota; Metazoa; Chordata; Actinopteri; Characiformes; Serrasalmidae
Gene: lmo2
Product: LIM domain only 2 (rhombotin-like 1)
Biological process (GO): positive regulation of transcription by RNA polymerase II
Cellular component (GO): nucleus
Molecular function (GO): DNA-binding transcription factor binding; transcription coactivator activity
Source: RefSeq, a predicted model, not a curated record
GGAACCUGUGGAUGAGGUCCUCCAGAUGCCUCCAUCGCUGCUGACGUGUGGUGGUUGUCAGCAAAGCAUUGGAGACCGCUUUUUCCUCAAGGCUAUAGAGCAGUACUGGCAUGAGGACUGUCUGAGCUGUGACCUCUGUGGCUGCCGGCUGGGGGAGGUUGGCCGGAGGCUGUACUACAAACUCGGUAGGAAGCUGUGUCGGAGGGACUACCUCAGACUGUUUGGUCAGGAUGGGCUCUGUGCUUCCUGUGAGAAGAGGAUCCGGGCCUUUGAAAUGACAAUGCGUGUGCGUGACAAAGUGUACCACCUUGAGUGCUUUAAAUGUGCGGCCUGCCAGAAGCACUUCUGUGUUGGAGACCGCUACCUGCUCAUCAACUCGGACAUUGUUUGCGAGCAGGACAUUUUUGAGUGGACCAAACUCAACGGCAACUUGGUUUAGUUUCUUUUAAAGUAUCAAAAGGCUGUUGAUGCCAUGCCAGUAUCUACAGUGACCCCUUUACAGUCAGCUAACAAUUAAAUGCAUCUCUGCAGCAUUGUUGCCUAAAGAGACAGUAGUUGAAGAACACCGCUGCUCUCUAAAACCGAUCAUUUUUUUCGGUCCACCAGCAUUUAGCCAAGAUUGCUUACAAACUUUUCUAAUUGUAUCUUUUUAUCUUGGGAAAGCAAAUGCUAACUUUUUUUUUUUGAUGUAUGAAGGCAAUAAUAGUUGUUUCCAUGCCACUUUGGUAGAUAGUCACAUACACUUUAUAUCCGCACAAUAGAAAGUGCUGUUUGAAUCACAUAUUUGCCACGGAUAUAUGGAUACAUUAUUUAGUAUAAACAAAAGAUCACUUCCUUUACUUUUUUUACGAGUUCUCGAGCCAACAUUUUCUAUCCCAUCCUUAAGUUGUCUGCUGCUGGAGUGGUAUUUGGUUGGCCAAGGCAUCAGUUACCAAUAUCAGUAGGUCAUAUUGAAAUCUAUUUUGAUAGCUUUUGAUUGUUCUUUUAAAAUUUGAUUGCAGAGAGAACCCCUUUGUGAUUUGUAGACAGUUCUACUGCAAGGAUGUUUACUGCUUAACAGGACUGGUAAGGAUUUUUUUCCAUGACUAGCAAAGAAUCUGACAACAAAUUCAUCUUGACAAGCACAGAAUUGAAAGUGAUGUGUCACUAUGAUAUUCUUAAUUAUGAUGGCAAUAAAUAUUGGCAUAUA